GAACACAGACCAAAAACCACAGCGAACAGAAAAUAAUGUUUAUGAGGAUAUUGCACAAAUCGACAUAAAACUACCACCUCAAGAAAACGACGUAAAAAUACCACCUCCAGAAAACGACGUAAAAAUACCACCUCCAGAAAACGACAUAAAACUACCACCUCAAGAAAACGACAUAAAACUACCACCUCAAGAAAACGACGUAAAAAUACCACCUCCAGAAAUCGACAUAAAACUACCACCUCAAGAAAACGACGUAAAAAUACCACCUCCAGAAAACGACGUAAAAAUACCACCUCCAGAAAUCGACAUAAAACUACCACCUCAAGAAAACGUCUUUAAAGGACCACCACCAGGUAACGACGUUAAAAGAACACCGCCGAUCCCGCCAAGAUGCGCAGUGAAACAAUCAAAUGAUCGCGAAGCUCCUGCACAUGAAACUCACAUUUACGAGAACUUGAAAAUUUAA
Molecule: messenger RNA, 466 nt
Organism: Ruditapes philippinarum (Manila clam)
Lineage: Eukaryota; Metazoa; Mollusca; Bivalvia; Venerida; Veneridae
Exons: 2
Source: RefSeq, a predicted model, not a curated record